Messenger RNA from Lingula anatina, 1567 nucleotides. RefSeq names its product sodium-dependent proline transporter. Gene Ontology annotation, cellular component: plasma membrane. NCBI's taxonomy places the organism in Eukaryota, Metazoa, Brachiopoda, Lingulata, Lingulida, Lingulidae. The record is from RefSeq and is a predicted model, not a curated record. Gene Ontology annotation, biological process: sodium ion transmembrane transport; amino acid import across plasma membrane; nitrogen compound transport. Gene Ontology annotation, molecular function: amino acid:sodium symporter activity.
CUUAUAAACAAUGAGAUUAUAUCUUGUGAAACACAAAUAUGAGCACAAAAUGUCGAUUUGCUUAACUUUCGUCUCUACGUUUGUUGAGAUCAUCUUUCAUCGCAUGAUACACAUAGAAAGCUUAUGAACCUCUUUGAAAUCCUGUAAAAGGCCUUAAUUUGCCAUUCAAUGUGCAAGUAGCUGUAUGCCUUGACAUAUGUAGUAUGCUUGCAAUUAUAAGGAUUGGAUAUCUCUGUUAUUAAUAAAAUAUAGUAGAGAUGUUGAGCUUAGUUAUGCCCCGAUUUAAGUGACUUUUUGUGAGCAUAAUCUCAGCACCUCUAUUAUUUUUUAUGACCACAUUUGUGAAAAAUGCCAAGAUAUAUAGUUUUAAGUGCACUUUGUUUAAGAGAAGCAAAAUAUCAGCAUUAUGUACCUUCCCAUUUGGCUUCAACCUCUUUGAAGAUUGUUUGCUAUUGAGGUUACGUGUUAAGAAUUCAAAUAUGAUUUUGCUUUGCAAAAUUGAAUAUUUUUGUAGUAUCAAAAAGCUUGUUCUACAUCUCUUUCUACAAAAUAAUACUUCAAAUACAUGAACAUUUAUAGAACGCUAGUGUAUCUAAUUUGGGUAUUAACCAAGUUGUCAUGAUUUUAGAAAAUUCAUGCAUUAUCGACAGGUAUUGCAGCUAUUUUAUGCCUAAACCAAAACUGUUUUACAUUUUAGAUAUCUUAUUGCCUUCAAUUUCAUCUUCUCAUACAUCUACGUUCACAGCUGAAAAUGGUUAAUAUUGUGCCACUUUCAAGCACAAAUCCGGCUGGUGGACCCGGUCUUGCUUUUAUAGCCUACCCAGAGGCUAUAGCUCUGAUGCCAUUGUCGCCACUGUGGGCAAUUUUGUUCUUCAUGAUGCUACUGACACUAGGACUUGAUUCACAGUUUGUAACUCUGGAAACCCUGACUGGGAGCGUUAUUGACGAAUUUCCAGAACUUCUAAGGAAACGAAGAACUCUUUUUACAUUCGUGGUCUGCGCCCUCAUGUAUUUUAUCGGAUUCCCAUUGGUAACCAAUGGAGGAAUUUACGUGUUCCAGUUCAUGGAUUGGUAUUGUGCGGCCAUUGCUAUCGUCAUCAUUGCCAUAUUUGAGUCAGUGGUUCUGGCCUAUGUCUAUGGUGUUAGAAGGAUCUGUGAGGAUAUUGAACAGAUGGUGGGACAGCCUACGUUUAUUCUCUGGAAAAUCUGUUGGUGGGCUGUCACCCCCGGUUUGUUGAUGCUCCUGCUGGUGUUCACAUUGUUCAACUAUAAAGCUCCCACCUACGGUAGCUACCAGUAUCCAGAUUGGGCAGAGCCCCUUGGGUGGACGGUUGCAGUCAUCCCUCUCAUCCCGAUUCCAGCAAUUGCCGCCUGGAGACUUUACCAGAGCAAGGAGGAAAACUUGAAAAUGCGUUUCAUGAGGUUACUUCAACCGAGUUUGGACUGGCAUCCCCAGGAGCGUGAGCACAGACGAGUUCAGGUCAACGGAAACUGUGUCACGUACACGGCGCCAGAAGACAGCAUACGCUUACCAGACGAGAAAAAAGAAAUUAACGGUGUUGUCUGA